AUGGCGUUCAGUCCAGUGAGUGAUCUGAGGAUUGUUCUGCUGGGGAAAAAUACUACAGAGAACAGCAGUGUGGGAAACUUCAUCUUAGGAAGAUCAGCGUUUGAGAGUGAAGCACCAUCUGCUGAUGUAGAGCUGCACAUCGAGAGAGAGAAAGGAAAACUGCAGGACAGAGAGGUUACAGUCGUCAACGAUUCUCAACUGCUGAUCCCAGAUCUGUUCAGCUCUCAGAUCACACAGACAGUGAAGGAGAUUGUGAAUCUGUCUGCUCCUGGACCUCAUGUGAUCAUACUAAUACUGCAGCAGAACCACUUCACUGAGGAAGACAGAAGGAGAGUGAAAUAUGUGCUGAAUGAAUUCAGUGAUGAAGCCAUUAAACACACUAUAGUGCUGACUGAAGAGGAGGACAUAAACAAUGACUGCAUUCACCAGUUAAUACAGGAAUGUGGAGGUGGACAUCUUCAGUUUGAUCAACAAAAAUCUGAAUGCCAAUCUGAAAUACUUAAAAGAAUAAAAAAGAUUCUCAAGGAUGAAGAGGUUGAGUUUCUUAUUUGUGACAUGUAUGAAGAAACAAGAGAAACAUCAGCAGAUGAAGAGCAAAGCAGAUCUGAAGGUUCAGUUACAACAGAGGAAGAGAACUUUUAUCUGGAAGACUGUGAUCUGGAAGACUUUGGACACUUUAAGCAGAGCAAUAAAGAAAAAUUGGAUAUUGCUGUUCAAGGUAGCAUCUUAUUGCCAGAGGCUGUCUGUGUUUUGGCAAAGCUGAAUGUGGUUCUGUGUGGGAGAGACAGAGGAUUAAAAUCCUCCAUAUCCAGGCUCAUGCUGGAUCAGAGAGACAAAGAAUCAGAGCUCAGCUCAGAGUGUGUGAAGCUGGAUGGAGAGGUUGAUGGACGUCUGAUCACUCUGGUGGAGCUUCCAGCUCUGACUCUGCUCUCACAGAAAGAGGAGAUGCGUCAAUCUCUCCGCUGUGUGUCGCUCUGUGAUCCUGGAGUUCAUGUUUUCCUCUUUGUUAUUCCUGAUGGUCCACUUACUGAUGAAGACAAAACAGAGACAGAGAAGUUUCAGAAAAUAUUCAGCUCAGAGAUAAAAAACCACAUCAUGGUUCUCAUCAUCCAGAAAUCUGAGCACAGGACAAAAGGACCAAAUGAAGCAAUGAAGGCUGUCAUUGAGUGUUUUGGGGGAAGACAUCAUUACCUCGAGCUAAAUACACAAGUGUCCAUGUUGGUGACCAAGCUGGAGCAGAUGGUGGAAGAAAAUGAUAGACGUUUUAUUUCCACAGAAGCAUUUUUGGAAGCACAAAUGGAGAAAUUUGAAGAAACGAGGAAGAAGUUAAUCUCAUUAGAGACACAGAUUCAGCAAAAAGGUAAUGACUAG
Molecule: messenger RNA, 1371 nt
Organism: Danio rerio (zebrafish)
Lineage: Eukaryota; Metazoa; Chordata; Actinopteri; Cypriniformes; Danionidae
Source: RefSeq, a predicted model, not a curated record